UCAUUUGGCAGCGCUGCUCGUGCAGGCUCUCCUUUAAGCGAUGGGGGUAGCGGAACUUUUCGGAAGAUGAUCACAACUUUGUACGUCGCAGCGACUGCCACAUCAUUCAGUUCAGGGACAGCAAAAUGCACACGGUUCUAAUACUUUUAAGCUCACUGGCGACAUGCUGGAGCGUCCCAAGAUGUUCUCCGGAAGAAGCAGCUAUGGGAAGAUGCAGAACACCUGCAGAAAACAGGCCACAGUGUAUGGAGAUGGUGCUUGGUUACUGUCAGGAUGUGCCCUACAGCCACACCAUGUUCCCCAACAUCGUGGGCCAUCGAUCACGGCAGGAUUUAGAGAUGGGUGCAGAGUACCUGCUCUUGAGCGUGAUCCACGGCCUGCUGAAUGGAGAGUGUUCUCCAGACAUCCGUCUGUUGGGCUGCUCAGUGUUGGCUCCCCGUUGUCGAGAUAACAAGUUAAUGAAGCCGUGCCGCAGCUCGUGUGAAAUGGUGAAAAAGAGCUGUAUUCAUGCCUUUGAGGCCAUCCAAAUGGCAUGGCCUUACUUUCUGGACUGUGACCGAUUCUUUGUUGGCGAAGAGGAGGGCUGUUAUGACCCAUUGUCAGAGUUAAGAGAAAAGCAGGAAGUGGCCUUUGCCAACAUAUCUGAUAGUGGUUUUUUCACUAUCAUUCAGUUCACUUACCACACCAACUCUCAGAUGUUCAGCAUCCUGAAGAAGACGGCAUCAAAAUGCUCUGACAUCUCACAAACAUACAGCAUUGGGCGCAGUGUGGAAGGAAAAGACUUACUGGCUAUUGAAUUCUCCAGUAAUCCUGGACAACAUGACCUAUUGGAGCCAGAGAUCAAAUUAAUUGGGAACAUGCAUGGAAACGAGGUUCUCGGCCGGCAGCUGCUGAUUUACCUGGCUCAGUAUCUGUGUUCUGAGUAUCUGCUGGGCAAUGAGCGGAUUCAGACCAUCAUCAACACCACACGCAUCCAUAUCCUACCCUCCAUGAAUCCUGACGGCUAUGAGAUUGCCGCUUCUGAGGUAGCCGAUAGGAACGACCCCGAAAACAUCAACCAGGAAGGUCAUGAGUACAACGGGUGGACAAGCGGUCGGGCCAACGCACAGAAUCUCGAUCUGAACCGCAACUUCCCUGACCUCACCUCCAUCUUCUACAAUCGCCGUCGCUUCAGACAUUUCCGUAGCCACCACAUCCCAGUCCCUGAGUCCUACUGGUUAAAUAAGGUGGUUGCACCAGAGACCUAUGCUGUAAUGAAGUGGAUAAGAUCCUAUCCUUUCGUUAUAUCUGCCAGUCUUCAUGGUGGAGAACUGGUCAUCUCAUACCCUUUUGACUUCUCUAGACACCCUCAGGAAGAAAGGAUGUUCUCCCCCACACCAGAUGAACAAAUUUUUAGGCAGUUGGCUAGGACAUAUGCAGAUGCCCAUGCCACUAUGUCCAACAAUGACACAGAGAGAUGUGGAGCCUCAUUUGCCAAUAAAGGAGGGAUAACAAAUGGAGCACAGUGGUAUAGCUUUGCUGGAGGUAUGUCAGACUUUAACUACCUGCACAGUAACUGUUAUGAGAUCACUGUGGAGUUGGGCUGUGAUAAAUUCCCCUCUGAAGAGGAGCUCUAUCCUGAGUGGCUCAGGAAUAAGGAGGCGCUGCUCAGCUUUAUGGAGUUUGUCCACAGAGGUAUAAGGGGCAUUGUGAAGGAUGAACAUGGGAAUGGCAUAAAAGGAGCUACGAUAUCUGUUAGAGGGAUGCGACAUGACAUCACUACCGCUGUGGAUGGUGAUUACUGGAGACUGUUGAACCCAGGUGUCCACAUUGUGACUGCUGCUGCCUCCGGCUACUCUAAAGUAUCUAAGCGCAUUCAUCUGCCAAGGAACGUACAGGUGGGCCGGGUGGACUUUGUGCUAAAGAAGGUCCUACGAGAACCCUCUCUUGACUACUUUAACAUCCCUGAGCUGGACAACUAUGACCGUUUUGACCCAUUUAAUCAGUUUGAGCAGUCCAGCCCGAGGGUGCGGGGAGAGGAUGGGGAGGAGAGGACUGAGAAGCCCUGGUGGUGGGCUUAUUUCAGCCAGUUAGGCGUUUCUGCACCUACCUGGCUCCUGCGGAACUACUAGGGACCCUCCGGACAUCAUUGGAGAGCAACCUGAUACCUAACUGUUUGCACCCAUGCCUUACUUGAUGAUGGUCAUUGUGUUGAUAACAUUAUCUCCUUAUUACAUGCAAAAUGUGCAGCUAACCACUGGGUAUGGUAAAGGCUUUACUGCUAUUGCAUUUUAUAGACUACCAUCAAACAUUUGGAAUAAGUACUUUUUUUUUUUAAAGAAGUCUCUUAUGUUCACCAAGGCUGCAUUUAUUUGAACAAAAAUAUGAAAAUCUGGAAUCUGAGGGUGCAAAAGUUGUCCAAAUGAAGUUCUUAUCAAUGCAUA
Carassius auratus (goldfish) is the source of this 2423-nucleotide messenger RNA. RefSeq names its product carboxypeptidase Z-like. The transcript is spliced from 11 exons. The record is from RefSeq and is a predicted model, not a curated record. Lineage: Eukaryota; Metazoa; Chordata; Actinopteri; Cypriniformes; Cyprinidae. Gene Ontology annotation, molecular function: zinc ion binding; protein binding; metallocarboxypeptidase activity. The coding region runs from base 126 to 2111 and encodes 661 amino acids. Gene Ontology annotation, biological process: protein processing; peptide metabolic process.